Heterotrigona itama is the source of this 2863-nucleotide messenger RNA. Lineage: Eukaryota; Metazoa; Arthropoda; Insecta; Hymenoptera; Apidae. The record is from the annotation of a GenBank genome assembly.
GUUUAAUUCCACGGUAUUUUUUUUAUCUCGUGUGUACGCUGUUUAGAAACGUGUGUGAAUGUAUUGGAUUGCGAUAACGUGUAUGGAACAUUACACACGUGACCACACUUUGAUCAAGCAGAGGUCAAGGGUGAAUUGCCUCAGAUUUAUAAGUUAACUCGGUCGCAUGAGACUAGUCAGUCACUGUUGCAUACUCAAUACCAGUUGGAAUAAACCAGUAUAGACAGAUGUCGGCGCAAACGCUCGCACAAUCUCAGAAACAAACCAUCUUGGAUCCGUCGGAUAAGUAUCGGCCAGAGCCGAUUUACGCGGGAAAGCUGAAGAGCGAGUUCAGGGAUUACUCCGUAGAUCCAACCGAUCCGGUAAAGGAACGCGUCCGGAACACCUAUCACAAGAUGCACACGAAUCAAACUGUCGAGUUUGUACAAUCUCGCAUGAAAGAAUGGCUUCGCUUCGACAAAUUCAAGAUGACCGUAAAAGAUGCUUUGAUCAAAUUGAACAACUUAGUGGACGAGAGUGAUCCGGACACAAGUUUGCCAAAUAUCGUGCACGCUUUCCAAACCGCAGAAUCCAUCAGAAAAGAGCAUCCUGACUUGGAUUGGUUCCACUUGACCGGAUUGAUUCACGACUUGGGCAAGGUAAUGGCGUUUUAUGGUGAACCGCAAUGGGCAGUUGUGGGUGACACGUUUCCUGUCGGAUGUGCUUGGGCUGAUUCUAUCGUGUACAGGGCAACUAGCUUCGAGGACAAUCCAGAUGGUAAAGACGUUCGUUACAACACAAAAUAUGGCAUUUACAAACCAAAGUGCGGCAUUAAUAAUUUGCUGAUGUCCUGGGGCCACGACGAAUAUUUGUAUCGCGUCCUGGUGCACAACGAUACCAAACUACCUAAGGAGGCUUUGGCUAUGAUUCGUUAUCACUCGUUCUAUCCAUGGCACGCGGGUGGUGACUACAUGCAUUUCUGUACUAAGGAAGAUGUAGAAAUGCUGAAAUGGAUCAACGAAUUUAACAAAUAUGAUCUAUACACUAAGAGCGGCGAGGUUCCCGACAUCGAGAAGCUCUGGCCCUACUACGAGAAACUGAUCGAUAAAUACAUCCCGGGUGUAUUAGAAUGGUGAAAAUGCAAAUCGUAGUAGAGUACAACCGAUUGAUUACCGAUUGAUCACAGAUUAUUGGCUAUUGGCUACUGGCUUUCAACCAUCGAACGUCAAGCGAUCGACGAAUCAAUUCCUAUCUGAGACUAAAAUGAAUUGGACGAUGCUGUACUUAUUUCUUAAUGAUUAACUUAAUACGCAAUCGCGGAUCUACUUCCGUUCCCUGGAGGGAAACACGAAGAAUCGCGAUGGGAAAGACGAGUAGUCGAUGUCGAGUCGAAUCGAAUCGAAUGGAAUGGAAUUAGCUAAGCAAAGCGAUCGAACAGUCACGAAAUAAUAAAAAUGUGCAAGGACGAAUGAAUAACGGGGGAAGAACGAUGAGCAAUGCUUUCCCUUUCUUCGAUUGUUCAACUUGCGAAAAGAAAUUCGUGGAAUGAUCGAUAGAAUUAAGGAUAGGUGCGAAACUGUUGACUAAAUAGGAAAGUCCAGCAAUUUUCAAGGGAGGAAGAAGGGAAAGUCUGACAAGUAGGGAAUCAUCGUAUCGAGCGAACGAGUCACGAAACUCUUGCUUUUAUUCUUAGCUUACAUCGUAUACAUUUGUAUUUGAUUCACCGAUCGAAUGCAUCUUUGUCGUAUUCCGAAGGAACGAGGAAUCGUCGGCGCAAGACUCUAUGGUUGAUAUAAUUUAUACAAUGUCACUAUUUAAUAUUUCUUUAUUUAAUGUUUGUUAAAUAAAGAAUUUUUGUCAUACAAUUGGAGGAGUUUUUAAUAUUUAAAUUAAAUAUUUAACCUAUUAAGGAUGUUAGCAAAGUGCAAUUCUCCUGAAUUCUCCUGCAAUUUAUUAAAUAUUGCGAUUAUGAAGGAAGAUGUUAACGAUUCGUUUGUAAAUUUUAUAAUUUUAUGAAAUUUCAAAAGAACCGAAUUAUUUGUAACGUUAUGAUAAAAUCAUUGCUUGGUUCUUCAUAAGUAUAAUCCUUUUGAAACUGUAGUAAUAUAACGAUCAGAUUGCAGAUUUUAGAAUAUAAAAAUGCAGAGCAUGCACAUGACAUGCAAAAAACAUAUAAAAUAUAAGAAUCGUCUAAAAUUAAGUUCUUACUUAUGUUUCAUUUCUUUAAUCGCAUUCAUAAAAACAUGAAAUUGUAUAAAAAUCCGAAACCUAACAAUAACAUACCUAUAUUCAAAUUUGGAGAAAAAAAUAGAUUCAGCCUAAUUUUUAGAACACUCAACACAAUAUCAGAAAUAUUAGUAAUCUAAUAAUUUUUCUAAAAUUUGGGAAGGUCCUGUAUUGUUAGCCUCAUUGAGAGGCUUCUCAAACAAAAACUGAAAUUCUUCGUUUCGAAGAAAUUCACAAAUGAUAUUUCGACUCGCGUCGUCUCACGGAGACUUCUUCAAAUGUUAGAAUGCGACGAUUUCAAAGAGAAGUCGAGAAGAGGAGAAAUCGAGCAGGAAGAGUAGAGGGAGAUGCAGGAGAAAAAGGAUGGUGGCGAAAGAGGGAGAAUUCCUUGGUGGUGCGACGCAUCGUAUCCGUAAUGCGCGAAAGGUGGUACGGGAAGCUCUAGAAACCACGGGUAUGCGUGGUUUCCCGGGUAAUCGAAAACGCGUCGACUUUCGAGAAGACCCAUCGUGGACCAUCAAACGCUGGUUACCCGUCCGCCGCGUUCCUUCGUUCCCACGUGAUGCGAUUAGCCUUCACGAACUUUUCGAAACAUUCACACGUUUCACACGUAUUAUCAUGAAUACGAAAUUAAAGCGAUUUAAUACGAUUCGAUUCG